Molecule: messenger RNA, 944 nt
Organism: Paecilomyces variotii
Lineage: Eukaryota; Fungi; Ascomycota; Eurotiomycetes; Eurotiales; Thermoascaceae
Exons: 1
Coding region: 234-539 (101 amino acids)
Source: RefSeq, a predicted model, not a curated record
UUGGUAUCUAGACAACUAUCCUAAUGAUGCCUUUGAGACCAAGUGAUGGAAAUGAAGCUGAUAUAACUAACAGCAGUCCUAAAAUUAACUAGCUUAGUCUACCACAAACUGGUACUGGAUAAUACGACAUAUCUACAACACAGUACACCCACUUACAUUCAUCCACUUUCUUAUCUCUUAACUGAACCAUUUUCUUCUUCAGUCACGCCCAUCCAUCUCGAUUUGACUCCACUAUGGAGUCUAUUCAUGAUGACCAGAUACUAAAACGAGCUCUCCUAAGGGACAAGUACACCCAGGUGGUGUCAAACCUACUCAAGGAACUGAACUCCCAGGCAAAGACAGCUUAUGCACAUGAUGAGCUCACUAAUCUUGGGGUUUCUCUUGGAUGCUUCGACCCGUCCGAUCAUAUAUUCCUCGAUUCCAAAGCGUGCCUUUUCAAGCCUCUGUCCUUGAAGGAGUUCAAAGAGUACUCUCUUCUCGAAUCCGAAUUGAAUCAAGGCGCUUGUAGAUACUAUUACUUGCGAUUUGAUAAGAUAUAGACGACCCCGCGAAGGAAAAAAAUGCAUCCUCUUCCAGUAUUAUGUGGGAUAGAGCAAAUCAAAUUUUCGAAUACUUAGAUACCGGUUACACCAGCUUGCGUAAGAAGAGCGUUGACAAUCUUGACUUUUUCGACGAAGUCUCUGGAUGGGACCAGAUCAAGUAAGCUAGAAUCGAAUUAUCUGCAAGAUAGAUAUAUUAUACUGAUACACAGGUUUAAUAACGCAGACAUGAUAAUUCGUUUCUCGAUGGAGGAAAGGGACUAUUGCUUGGCCUUCGCGAGGGCAGAGAUAUUCCAAGAUGGGGUUGUAAGGCUGAGCGCGAAUGGCAGGAAGACUAUGAAGACCCAAGGACAAUUCGCCCACAUAUAAUGCUCAUCAUUUGCACUGGAGCGGAGGCCAAAGAUA